Monodelphis domestica (gray short-tailed opossum) is the source of this 3406-nucleotide messenger RNA. It is a transcript of the gene PRDM8, whose product is annotated as PR/SET domain 8. Gene Ontology annotation, molecular function: protein binding. The record is from RefSeq and is a predicted model, not a curated record. Gene Ontology annotation, cellular component: nucleus. Lineage: Eukaryota; Metazoa; Chordata; Mammalia; Didelphimorphia; Didelphidae. Gene Ontology annotation, biological process: regulation of DNA-templated transcription; oligodendrocyte development.
UCACUGCAUCGGGUCCAUCUGUACAACUAACUCUCUCUCUCUCUCUCUCUCUCUCUCUCUCUCUCUCUCUCUCUCUCUCUCUCUCUCUCUCUCUCUCUCUCUCUCUCUGUCUUUCUCUCUCUCCCCUCCUCCUCCUCCUCCUUCUUUCUCUCUCUCCCCUUCUCUCUACAAGACACACUAAGGAAAACCAUCGACUCCUGACAUGGAAAUACAAUAGACACUUAGGGGUAGGGGGAGGCCAGAAUCGAUUUUAUCUUUAUCCUUUUCGGGUAUCCUUGGUUUGGGGAUUAUAUUCUGACCUUAUUCCUGCUAUGGAGGAUACCAGUGUCCAAAGAGGAGUCUGGGAUGGAGACGCAAAAGCAGUUCAGCAGUGUCUGACAGAUAUUUUUACCAGCGUUUACACCACCUGCGACAUCCCAGAAAACGCGAUAUUCGGUCCUUGUGUUCUAAGCCACACUUCCUUGUACGACAGCAUAGCGUUUAUAGCUCUCAAGUCCACGGACAAGAGAACGGUUCCUUAUAUAUUCCGGGUGGACACCUCAGCAGCCAAUGGCUCCUCGGAAGGUCUGAUGUGGCUUCGUUUGGUUCAGUCUGCUAGGGAUAAAGAAGAACAGAACCUAGAAGCCUACAUAAAAAAUGGCCAGUUGUUUUACCGAUCCCUGAGGAGGAUUGCCAAAGACGAGGAGUUGCUUGUCUGGUAUGGGAAGGACCUUACUGACCUUCUUUUGCUCUGCUCUUCGAGGUCCCACAGCAAAAUGAACGGAUCUCCCCCUUACACAUGCCUGGACUGCAGCCAACGUUUCCAGUUCGAGUUCCCCUAUGUGGCGCACCUGCGCUUUCGCUGCCCCAAAAGACUACACAGCGCUGACACAAGCUCUCACAAUGAGCAGGACGGCGGAGGUUGCACAAAGGAACACAACGGAGGAGGUGGAGGCUGUGGCGACAGCGGCGGCGGAGGAGGCGGUGGUGGCAGCGUGGCCAAGGACCAACCGCAGCCAGAGGCUACUUUGGGACCCGGACCUAAGUAUUGCAAACCACCCGCCAUUCCCAUCCACCACUACCAGACAUCCCAAGACAGCAGCAACACGUCUGCCCCGGGCGCAGGGAGCGGCAUCAAACCGUCUACGGACUUCCACAACCUUGCCCGAGAGCUGGAAAACUCCCGUGGGGGCCGCAGCUGCUCUCCUCCCCGAAGUCUCAGCAGCCGAGGAAGCAGCCACCAGGAGGUGGAGCUGAGUCCAAACAGUACCGCCACCUGCGCCCUGCAUCCCGCCACGCCGACCGCAGGGAGCGGGAGUGUAGGUGGCAGCGGCAGCAAAGCAAAGAGAAAGUACCCAGACGAGCUGGAGGAGGGCAGUCGUGGCGGGGUGGGAUUGGUGGGGAGCCGAGGCCGCUUUGCUGAGCGACCCCAGCCGUCCUCCAAGGAGGACCUGGUGUGCACCCCGCAGCAGCAGUACCGCACGACGGGUAGCUACUUCGGCCUGGAGGAAAACGGCCGUCUCUUCGCUCCACCCAGUCCAGAGACUGGCGAGGCCAAACGCAGCGCCUUCGUGGAAGUGAAAAAGGCCUCCAGGGUCGUCGGAGGAGCUUCGGGGCUUUUGCAGGAGGAAGAGGAAGUAGCGGAAGGAGCUACGAGCGCUGGCGAGGAUAAGGAUCUUGGCACAGCAGCCGGGGGCGUAGCCAGUAAUACGUCUUCACCUGCUACUUCCUCCUCCUCUUCUUCGCCAUCGGGGUCGGAGAAACUCCUAGGACCGCGACCGGGGGGCCCGCUGUCAGCACGACUCGAGGGAGCCAGCCCGGCCCGGGGCAGCGCCUUCACCACGGUGCCACAGCUGGGUAGCAGCGGGAGCGCGGGAGGUGGAGGAGGGUCGGGUGCCAGCGCAGGGGCAGUCCCGGGCGCAGUGGCUGACGAACGCAAAAGCGCCUUCUCGCAGCCCGCGCGAACCUUCUCCCAAAUGCCUCCCUUAGUUUUGGGCCAGAAGCUGGGCUCGAUGGAACCAUGCCACCCCGGGGACGGCGUGGGCCCCACUAGACUGUAUCCUGCUGAUCCUCUGGCAGUGAAACUUCAGAGCGCGGCUGCGGACCUAAAUGGGGCCUGCGCGCCAUUGCAGAAUGGUGGGGGCCUCCCCAAACAGAGUCCUUUCUUGUACGCCACCACCUUCUGGCCAAAAAGCUCCGCGGCUGCCGCGGCAGCAGCCGCUGCCGCAGCUGGCCCCCUGCAGCUGCAGCUGCCUUCGGCGCUUACGCUGCUGCCUCCAUCCUUCACAUCUCUCUGCCUCCCCGCGCAGAACUGGUGCGCCAAAUGCAACGCCUCCUUCCGCAUGACUUCCGACCUGGUGUACCACAUGCGGUCACACCACAAAAAGGAGUAUGCCAUGGAGCCUUUGGUGAAGAGGCGGCGAGAGGAGAAACUCAAGUGCCCCAUUUGCAACGAAUCCUUCAGGGAGCGCCACCACUUAUCCAGGCACAUGACCUCUCAUAAUUGAAAUGAAAUGGAAGAACCCGUCAUCAAGAUCUCAACGCACACGACAAAAACCAGCUGCAGGAAUGAAAUUCACCCCCUACAUAUUCUGCCUCACUUCUUUCCCAAACUCACUCUCUCCUGUCUAUCUGUCUUGGUCUCUCCGUCUCUGUUUCUGUCUCUGUCUCUGUCUCUCUCUGCCUGUCUGUCCCUCUCCUCUUUCUCUCUGCCUCUGCCCUUCCACCUCCCUCUCUUUCUCUCUCUCACACACUCACGCGCACGCACACAGUGUAGGGCAAAAGGGCCACCUAAAGGGACUCAGAGACUUAACUUGCCAUUCCGAUGUUUACUUGCACAAAACCACACCCACAUAUAUACAUCUGAGUCAGAGAGGGUGGUGGGUUUUUAUUGGGGGGGGUUGUUUUGUUUUGUGGGGUUUUUUUAAUGCACGCAUUUUCACUCCCCCAAAAUACAUUUUUAAAAUGUCAUAUAUUGCAACAUAUUGAUGCAUUUGUCAUACGUUUCUACUUAAAUUAUUAAGCAUUUACACAAUUUAGAUGUAAUAAUUAUAUGUAAGGGCAAAUUUUUAUUUUAGAUAUAAAGUGCACAAAGAAGAAUGCAAGGCUUCUGCAUUACACAAUUACAGUUUUGUGUUCUUACAAAGCAAACAAGGAAAACUAAUUUGAAAAAUGGGGAGGGGGGAUUGGUUUAAGUUUCCAGGGGAAAAUGCAUGUAUCAUGAAAUAGUUACACGACUUCCAUGAAGAAUGUCACCAAUUCUGUAAAUAUUUAUUUCCUUUUAAUACAAAGUGUAAUUUUGUGCCAGUGAAAUGAAGUAUGCAUAGUUAUGUGUUUCUUUUUCCCCCUUCCAAAGAUUUAUCAAACUUUAUAGUUUAUCUGGGUAUGUUGGAUGCUUUGACAAUAAAUGACUAUUUUCUUCAAAGCA